UAGUUCCCGUAGACGUCGCGCUCGUAACCAAGGCAAUGACGCUCUUGUCGGUUGCCAGGGAAUUCGGAGGCAAAACACUUGAGCUUCCUUAGCUUCAAAUCUGACAGAAAAACCUCCGCGAAGUCGCUCCUGACCCACCCCGAGUUUGAUUAUUAAGCCAAGCGACAUUCCCGUCGUGUAAGCGUCGUCGUCCGUCCCCCCCCCCAGGCAAAAAAAAGGGCUUUAAAUGAGGCGGACAUCGUCCCCUUUCCUGCCAUUUUGAGCCCUCAAGCUAGCUAAAGUUAGCUCCACAGCCACCAUGGCCGAAUUCGGGUGCAACGAGCGCCAUCAGAGCGAGGUGAUCAACUACAUGCGAUAUGCUCGGUCCAAACGUUUGCUGAGACUCAAGACGGUGGAUUCCUGCUUCGAGGAGCUCAAAGACAGCAGGCUGGUGGAGGAGACGUUCACGGUGGACGAGGUGCGCGACAUGCUGGACGGGCUGCACGCGGUGGUGCGCGGCGAGGUCGAGAUGGAGCUCAUCAACACGGCGCACACAAACGUGCUGCUGCUCCGCCAGCUCUUCUCCCAGGCCGACAAGUUCUACCUCCGCCUGCAGACGGACAUCUCCGAGCUGGAGAACAGGGAGCUACUAGAGCAAGUAGCUGAAUUUGAAAAGACUGACUUCAAAGUUUCCGACAAGAUGAACCAGGAGUUCAGCAAACCCAAGUUGGCGCCGCUUAAUGAAGGCGGAGUUUCCGAACUUUUAAACAAGGAGAUUGCAAAACUGCAGGAGGAGAACGACACGCUGAAAGCUAAACUGCGCACUUUAGAAUCACAGGCAAUGAACGUGCUGGACGAGAAGACCAAGGCCCAGAGAGCCCUUAAAGAUCUCCAGAAGGUGCAAGGUGACCAGCAGCUGACGGCUCAAUCCAAGGAGAUCAGCAGUCUGGAGGACACGGUGGCGGCCCUCAAGGAGGACUACGAGCGCUCGCUGACGGUCAACGCCGCCUCCCAGAAGGACCUGCAGGAGAACCUGGUCUCCGCCAAACAUGAGCUCCUGCGCGUGCAGGAGCAGCUGGCCUUAGCGGAGAAGGAGCUGGACAAAAAGUUCCAACAGACGGCGGCCUAUCGCAACAUGAAGGAGAUCCUGACGAAGAAGAACGAGCAGAUUAAGGAAAUUAGGAAACGGUUGCAGAAAUACGAGCCGAAUGAAUGAGUCCCCGUCGCAGGUCGGGCCGCCGCUCGGACGGAGGUUUGGCGAGAACGAAGCAGAACGUACGAUGGGAUUUUGGGACCAGAAAGCUUCAAUCCCGAUGAAAGCAGAAUCAAGCGGCACUUUCCCGAUGACUUGCUUAUUCACGCUCAAUCUGGCUUUUUUUUUUACGCCCCUCGUUGCUUUCUGGCUUUUGGACGAACCGAUCAGAACCUUCCUGUACUGGGUCAGGUAUCCAUUUCUUCAGGGCUGUACGCAAGUUCGGUUAUGCCCCUACAAGGAGACGCCUUCUUUGGACUCUCAGAAUGAACAAACUUGCUCUUGUAAGCCACUUGGUACAUUGAAUUCACCAAAAACCAAAUCCGUUUCCAAGUCCAAGUCCGAUCUUUUUGAAAGUGCUGCAUCUUCGCUUUCCUGUUCUGUUGCUGCUUUGUUAGCUCGACCUCCCCCGAGCCCCCUUCGCUACAUCUACCAACUAGAGACUAUACUGGACGAUGGCCCCCGUCAAUGUAAACCCGAAUCGACAUCGACUAGCCGUGCGAUGUUUUCUCUGCAGUGGCAAAUUAAAAACUGUUUGCAAAUA
Syngnathoides biaculeatus (alligator pipefish) is the source of this 1775-nucleotide messenger RNA. RefSeq names its product leucine zipper transcription factor-like 1 (gene lztfl1). Gene Ontology annotation, biological process: negative regulation of protein localization to cilium. Gene Ontology annotation, cellular component: cytoplasm. The record is from RefSeq and is a predicted model, not a curated record. The coding region runs from base 299 to 1195 and encodes 298 amino acids. NCBI's taxonomy places the organism in Eukaryota, Metazoa, Chordata, Actinopteri, Syngnathiformes, Syngnathidae. The transcript is spliced from 10 exons.